Messenger RNA from Theobroma cacao (cacao), 1834 nucleotides. RefSeq names its product cysteine proteinase mucunain-like. The record is from RefSeq and is a predicted model, not a curated record. Gene Ontology annotation, molecular function: cysteine-type peptidase activity. NCBI's taxonomy places the organism in Eukaryota, Viridiplantae, Streptophyta, Magnoliopsida, Malvales, Malvaceae. Gene Ontology annotation, biological process: proteolysis.
UACCAAGUUCAUACCAUUAGUAAUUUAUUUUCUCCUUUAUAAACCCACCAUCGGUACCACUUCUUCUCCCCCACACAUUCAAAAUCCUGUUACUUUCCUUCUUCGUCUUCAGACAUGGGUUCACAGCGAUCAACUAUGGCGAUGCUCUUGCUGGUGAUGUUCACUUUAUCAUCAGCUCUCGACAUGUCGAUCAUAUCCUAUGACGAAGGCCACCCCGACAAGUCAAAGUCCAUUUGGAGAACCGACGAUGAGGUUAUGGCCAUGUACGAGGAGUGGCUUGUAAAGCAUGGCAAGGCGUACAACGGUUUGGGGGAGAAAGAGAGGAGGUUUGAGAUUUUCAAGGAUAAUCUUAGGUUCAUCGAUGAACAUAACGCGGAUGAUAGCCACAGUUUUAAGGUUGGGUUGAACCGGUUCGCUGAUCUGACCAACGAGGAGUACCGUGCCAUGUACUUGGGAACUAAGAAACCCGAGAGGAAGGUUUCCAAGAGGAGUGAUCGUUACGCGCCAAGUCUCGGUGAGGAGUUGCCGGAUUCCAUUGAUUGGAGGGAGAAGGGGGCUGUUGCUGCGGUCAAAGAUCAAGGAGGUUGCGGGAGUUGCUGGGCCUUCUCAGCUAUUGCUGCGGUGGAAGGGAUUAACAAAAUAGUUACCGGGGACCUCAUCGUACUCUCUGAGCAAGAGUUAGUGGAUUGCGAUACAACCUAUAAUGAAGGAUGCAAUGGGGGCCUCAUGGAUUAUGCCUUUGAGUUCAUUAUCAACAAUGGUGGUAUUGACACUGAAGAAGAUUACCCUUACACUGGUCGUGAUGGCACAUGUGAUCCGUACCGGAAAAAUGCCAGGGUUGUUUCAAUCGAUGCAUAUGAAGAUGUUCCAGUAAAUGAUGAGACGGCAUUGAAAAAGGCAGUUGCAAAUCAACCAGUGAGUGUUGCCAUCGAAGCAGGAGGCAGGGCUUUCCAGUUAUAUCAAUCAGGUAUAUUUGAUGGAAAAUGUGGAACACAACUGGACCAUGGUGUGACUGCUGUUGGAUAUGGCACAGAGAAGGGUAAAGAUUAUUGGAUUGUGAAGAACUCAUGGGGCAGCAGCUGGGGAGAGGAAGGCUAUAUUAGGAUGGCGCGAAAUGAGGCCAAUAGCGUAACAGGAAAAUGUGGAAUUGCAAUCGAAGCCUCUUAUCCUAUCAAAAAGGGUCAAAAUCCCCCCAACCCUGGUCCCUCUCCUCCAUCUCCGAUAAAGCCUCCUACCGUUUGUGAUAGUUAUUACACCUGCCCUGAAAGCAAUACCUGCUGCUGUGUCUACGAGUACUAUGGCUACUGCUUUGCUUGGGGAUGCUGCCCACUCGAGGCAGCCACUUGCUGUGACGACCACUACAGCUGCUGCCCUCAUGAAUACCCAAUCUGCAACAUAAAUGAAGGCACCUGCUUGAUGAGCAAGGGCAACCCAUUGGGAGUGAAGGCUCUAAGGCGCACUCCUGCCAAACCUUUCUGGGCACAUGGAAGUGUAGGCAAAAAGAGCAAUGCUUAAGUAGUGGCCUGGGAUUUUAAGCAGUAGAUGAUGUUAAAGGGAGGAUGAAAGACAGGUCGAUGGCGCUCAAUGUUCUCCUUGGUUUUAUCGUACUGCAAUCCUCCUUUCAAUUUCAUACCCAAGGAUGGAUGGUUUAUAAAAGUUACUCAGAUGCCAAUUAUGUAUAUAGCGUCCUAAUUAUCCAUGUUGCAUUGGGGAAACAGACAGAACGCAGCCAAUUUCUAUUGUUCUCUGUUUAUCAUGUCGUCAUUUAGUAAUAACUUUUAAGAAUUGAUUUGUCAAUCCUAUCUUGCUUUAUGGUUGCUGCAUAUUCAUUUUU